Messenger RNA from Debaryomyces hansenii CBS767, 1503 nucleotides. RefSeq names its product CCR4-NOT core DEDD family RNase subunit (gene POP2). The transcript has a single exon. Gene Ontology annotation, molecular function: nucleic acid binding; poly(A)-specific ribonuclease activity. Lineage: Eukaryota; Fungi; Ascomycota; Pichiomycetes; Serinales; Debaryomycetaceae. Gene Ontology annotation, cellular component: CCR4-NOT complex; CCR4-NOT core complex; P-body. The record is from RefSeq and is a predicted model, not a curated record. Bases 1 to 1503 code for a protein of 500 amino acids.
AUGAAUAUCAAUCCCCAUCUUCAAUACUUACAGCAACAACAACAGUCACAGCAACCUAUGAACGCUAGUGUUCAAUCGCCACAAAUAUCGCAAUUGCAAUUACAACAGCAACAACAGUUGCAACAACAAAGACAGCAAUUACUAAAUCAUCACUUACAACAACAACCACAGCAGCAGUUAGGGACACCUAAUGCUAGUCAAGUUAGCACAAACCCAUUAUUGUCGGCAAUAAAUGCGUCAAAUCAAUCUGGUGGUAGUGUAAACGCUGGGGCAGGAACAUCAUCGAACCAAACAGUGAACACUGCGUUGCAGAUACAAUUACAGCAACAAUUACAACAACACCAGCAACAAAUAUUCCAACAGCAACUUCAAGGCCAACAUAAUCAUCCUGUUCAGCAACAACAGGUUCCAAUAAUCAAAGAAGUAUGGUCGCAUAAUUUGGAGCAAGAAUUUCAUGCUUUACGUUCGUUUGUUAAUGAUAAUAAGUCGUCUCCUGUGUACAUUGCCAUUCAUCAAGAAAUUCCGGGAAUUGUGGCAAGGCCAGUUGGUACGUUUAAAUCGUCUUCAGAUUACCAUUUCCAGACAUUGAGAUCAAAUUCUGAUUUGUUAAACUUGAUUCAAUUAUCGUUAUGCGUGACAAAGGUUAACAAGAAUAAUGAAAUCCGUUCAUCGAUAAUCUGGCAAUUUAACUUCUUAUACGAUUUGACGAAGGAAAUGUACAAUGAAGAACACUUAACAAUGUUAUCCCAAACCUCUCAAAUUAAUUUUCAAUUACAUAUGACACAAGGUAUACCACACUUUGCUUUUGCUGAAUUAAUUACAGAGAGUGGUUUAUUGUUGGAUACGUCUAUUAAUUGGAUAAGUUAUCACGCUGGUUAUGACUUAGGUUUUCUUAUUAGCUUAUUAAUUAAUGAUAACCUUCCACUUGACGAAAAGGAUUUCUAUUGGUGGUGUUCCAAAUAUUUUCCAAACUUUUAUGAUUUGAAGUUAAUUGGAAAUCAAUUAGUGAAUAAUUUCUCGAAUAACAAUAGUAAUUCCAAUAAUAGCAAAUCUAAUGGAAACUCUAUUAAUAAUGGGCCCAGUAAUUCUGUUGAAAUGCCAACCGGUGGUUCCAACAGUGACAGUUCCAAGAACAUGAUAUCUAACAAUAAACCUUCCAUCGAAUAUUUGGCGGAAGAAUUACAUUUAUUACCAAUUUCUCCGGUAAUUCGUCAAUACUUUGCAUCUUCAAAUUCACAUUUCCCUGGCCAGCAACACCAACAAAUGACAUCUACGUUACAUGCUUAUUUAUCCAUGGAAUGUUUCAAAGAAUUAUUGAGACAAGCAGGGUAUGAUAAUAGCAUUUUAGAGAAAUUUAAGGGUGUAAUUUGGGGACUUGGUAGUGUCUAUGGAAGCUCAACGAGUGAAAUGACACAACAAAAUGGUUCAGUCUCGAAUACUACCCCUUCUACGCCAGGCACUUCAGCUAAGAGUGGUGUGGUUCACUUCGGUAGACCACUCUAA